AUGGUGUCGAGAGGGGUGUUGUUGUCAUGUCACGGGGUGGUCUGGUUGGGCGCAGUCGCGCUUGCGUUGUGGGCGGGCGGCGCGCGCGCAGCCUUGCGCUACGACACUGCUACGCCGUACACGCCGCCCUACAACAAGUACAGAUACAUACCGCUACAUGUUGAUGAGAUUCCCGAGGCAUCUCUGUCGUCCCCCGCGGAGGAGGAGUCGUCCAGUAGGAUGCCGAUCUCGGAGUUCAUCCUGACAGCUCUACGGACUGCGCUGGACGUAGUCAGAAAUGUUAACAAGCAACGAGCCAUCGCAGCCGCCACCAGCGCCACCACCAACAGCACCACAGCCGUCGCGGUACGACGAAACAGGACGAAGCCUAAAAAUGGGACAGUCGGAACUGGUCGAGGAUUCGAAGACUAUUAUGAUGAAGACCACCACCACCAUUACGAGGAACCCACCACUACUCCUAAACCUAUGAAGCAAAAGGCCAGAUACACCGACCCUUGGGCUGGAUACUACGACUGGAUUAUCAACGAGGGUUCUUUCAAGUUCUGGAGUGUCUUCCAGCUGUUCACGGCAGCUCUGCUUCUGUACGCGUGUCUGUCCGCCAUCUACUACGCGAAGUUCAACCCGAUCUUACCCGACUACGACAGGGAAUACGACGACUACUUCCUCGAACGUACCGUAGGAAGAAACGCGAGGAGUUUAGACUCUUUAGAACCACACGAAUUACCUUCAGGACACAGUUGGAUAAAUCCUAGAACUUUCCAAUUCAUACUGGACGCCAUAUCAAAACACUACGAAGAAGAAUAG
Messenger RNA from Spodoptera littoralis (African cotton leafworm), 804 nucleotides. NCBI's taxonomy places the organism in Eukaryota, Metazoa, Arthropoda, Insecta, Lepidoptera, Noctuidae. The record is from the annotation of a GenBank genome assembly.